CUGAUUGCGGGGGCAGCGCCCAGCGUGGCGGCGCCUGGGGCGGGGGAGACCCAGCUCCGGCUUCACACUUGCUCUGCUGCACACGCGGAGCCCAAAACGGGGAGUCGCCGCCCAUAAGCAACCGCCCGCCGAGCCUGCACCCUGAGCCUGCCUGACCCCAGCGCAGGCAGCAGCGGGGACCCAGGUUCUUUGCGGAAACUGCGUCUCUCCCCCCUCCCCCCCGUCCUAUUUCUGCGGUUUGGAUGCCGAUGAGAGUGGAGGAGCCGCUAGCGAGAAGCAGCACCACGCAGCCCGGCUGCAGCGGGCGCUGAGAGGGCGGGCGACUGCCUCAGUCAGCAGCCUCCGCUCCGCUCGGCUCCCACCCCCGACCAGUGGCUUUAACUCGCUCCCGUCCCCGCGGCUUGUCCCGCCGUCUCAAACUUUCAGCCUGUCCCCGCUGCCGGGCAGAGCCCGGCUCCACAUCCAUGGUGGAGGCGAUAGUGGAAUUUGACUACAAGGCUCAACAUGAUGAUGAGCUGACAAUCACAAUAGGUGACAUAAUCACCAAUAUCAAGAAAGAGACUGGAGGCUGGUGGGAAGGACAGCUCAAAGGCAGAAGAGGUUUGUUCCCUGACAACUUUGUAAGAGAAAUAAAGAAGGACAUGAAGAAAGAAAGUAUUGCCAACAAACCACCAGAGAAGCCUAUAGAUGAAGUUUCCAAUGGAAGCCCUUUACUGUUUUCUGAGACCAUUAGAACCACCAGAAAAGGGGAGAGAAAUAGGAGGAGAAGAUGUCAGGUGGCUUUCAGUUACAUGCCUCAGAAUGAAGAUGAGCUGGAGUUAAAAGUUGGUGACAUCAUUGAAGUGAUGGGAGAAGUGGAGGAGGGCUGGUGGGAAGGAAUUCUGCAUGGAAAGACUGGCAUGUUUCCUUCCAACUUCAUAAAGGAACUUUCUGUUGAUUCUGAUGAUGUGGAAAUUGCACGGGAGGAACAACUAAUAAAGCCAAGUUUAAGAGAUGCUACAGGCUCUGAGAGUGAUGGUGGUGACUCAAGCAGCACAAAAUCAGAAGGAGCCAAUGGAGCAGCAGCAAUCCAACCCAAAAAGGUCAAGGGGAUUGGUUUUGGAGAUAUCUUCAAAGACAAACCAAUAAAGCUACGACCAAGGUCAAUAGAAGUAGAAAAUGACUUUCCACCAGUAGAAAAGACUGUUGGGAAGAAAUUACCUCCAGCUACAGCAGCUCAAGAGCCAACGAAAAUAGAAAUGGACAGCAGAACCAAGAUCAAGGAGUAUUGCAAAGUAAUAUUUCCGUAUGAAGCACAGAAUGAAGAUGAACUAACAAUCAAAGAAGGUGAUAUCGUCAUACUUAUCAAUAAGGAUUGCAUUGAUGCAGGCUGGUGGGAAGGAGAACUCAAUGGCAGGCGUGGAGUGUUUCCAGAUAACUUUGUCAAGCUUCUUCCCUCUGAUUUUGAAAAAGAGAGACCUAAGAAACCACCACCUCCAUCAGCUCCUGUCAUCAAACAAGGGUCAGGUACCACAGACAGAAAACAUGAAAUCAAAAAGGUACCUCCUGAAAGGCCAGAAUGUCUUCCUAAUCGAACAGAGGAGAAAGAAAGACCAGAAAGAGAGCAAAAACUGGUAGAUUUGCACAAGCCUUCAGUCCCUGCUAUACCUCCGAAGAAACCUCGACCACCAAAAACGAACUCUCUGAAUAGACCUGGUACAUUGCCCCCAAGACGACCAGAAAGACCAGCUGUGCCUCUGACGCAUACAAGGAAUGAUAGUACAAAAGUAGAGUUAGUGGGCAGUACGGUAUCCGGAACCUUGGAGAAGGACUCCUCAGAAAGAAGCAGUGACGUUGAUCUGGAAGGUUUUGACUCUGUAGUACCAGUCGCUGAGAAGCUCAGUCAUCCAACUACAACCAGACCAAAAGCUACUGGCAGACGACCUCCAUCCCAGUCACUCACAUCUUCCUCCCUUUCAAGUCCUGAUUUCUUUGACUCACCAAGCCCUGAAGAGGAAAAGGAAGAACAUGUGUCCAUUAUACAUAAAGCAACUGAAGUGUCAAAGAAAACAAAGACUGUUACAAUAUCACAAGUGUCUGAUAAUAAAACUUCAUUGCCUCCAAAACCAGGGGGUUUGACUAGUGGGAGUAAUAUACAAGCAUCAUUAUCCUCCUCAUCCUCACCUGCACUUCAUUCAGUUACUGUGGGAACAACAGGCCAUAGGUCAAAUUCCCCAUCUUUGUUCAGUACUGAAGGAAAGCCAAAGACUGAGCUCUCAAGCCAGGGUCCGGCAGCCUUGGAGGAGCUGAGGACACAAGUUAAGGAGCUAAGAACUAUCGUUGAGACAAUGAAAGACCAGCAAAAAAAAAAGAGAUUAAACAAUUGUUGUCUGAAUUGGAUGAAGAAAAAAAGAUCCGUCUACGAUUACAGAUGGAAGUGAACGACAUAAAGAAAACUCUUCAAUCAAAAUGAAUACUUGAUAGGUGGAAUGUUACAUUAUUCAUCAUGACUGAGACUCAAAUUUAUGCCCCAGCCAAAAUAACUUUGUGCCAAAUGAUUUAAGAAUUGCCUCAAUAUCCCUUUGUUUGAAGGAUUAGCACAAGAGUUUUUGAUAGCACAACACAAAUUCCAAUGAAGAGGAAAAAAUUCCACAGGAUGCAGUUGCUGUAUGGCACUGGUUGUGACUGAAAUUGAUCUUAUUGUGCUAAAGUCUCUACUUCAAGAUCACAAAUGAAAUGCAAACUCAGGCAGUUUAGUCCAUAGUGGUACUAUUUUGAUGAUAUUUUUCCAUAAAUAAAAUGUAUUUCAGAUUAUCCGUUUACAAGCUUUAUGAUUUUGACUUUUUUUUAAUUGUCUUUUGUCACAGAUUCCUAAAAUAUUUGUACUGCAUAUAGCCAAGAAUGAAUGUUGAUGUUUGGGAGGCAGGGGUAUUAUUUUGCUUCAGGUAGAACAGCCUACUUCUUGUGUUAUGUUUUAAAUUCUAUUACAUAUGCAAUUUUAUGUCCAAAAAUAAUCUACAAGAUAAAUGUAAGUUUGUGUAGAAUGGCUUAUUUAAAAAA
Terrapene triunguis (Three-toed box turtle) is the source of this 3039-nucleotide messenger RNA. RefSeq names its product SH3 domain-containing kinase-binding protein 1. The transcript has 19 exons. NCBI's taxonomy places the organism in Eukaryota, Metazoa, Chordata, Testudines, Emydidae. The record is from RefSeq and is a predicted model, not a curated record. Gene Ontology annotation, molecular function: protein binding. Bases 465 to 2420 code for a protein of 651 amino acids.